UGAUGUACAGAGAACAAAUUUUCAGAAACUGGUCAAUUUGAUUGUGUCCAUAGAUUGUGAUUUGUCAAAUAUCUUGACAACAUCUGUACAAAAGAUCAAAAAUCCUGUGCAAUCGAGGCAACGAUCCACGAAGAUUCUAUAUUCACAGGGUCCAGAUAUCUGUAUUGAUUGCAGAAGAGAAUAGAACGCAGUAGAGAUGCCCUCCUCUGCGGCGAGUGUGUCUUCUAAAUCAUCAGGUUCAAGGAUGACUGUGAGCUCAGUAGGGGCCAACGUGAACCUAUUCGAGGUGACUGCCCAAGAGAGAUCUCCAAAGAAGGACUUCUGUCAACUGGUUGUGAACAAAGAACAGGUGAUCUUCAGACGUUGGAUCAUCUCGCUUCGGGUGGAGGCCACCAGUCUGAGGCCGAUCGAAAACAAGUACAGUCACGAGGACUUCCUCGAAGACGAACAACUACAAGCUGACGUGAGGCGUAUCUUUGGCCCGGAGGCUCUGAACAAGGCUCGCUGUCUGUGCGAGGGGAGGGUGGACUGGGUGGCACACAUGCCUCUCCCGAUUCUGCUCUACGUCAUUUCGUUUCUCGACUUAGUCGAUGUCGCCAAUCUCUCACAGGUGAACUCGUUUUUCCGGGAGACGUGCAGCUCGGAUCUGAUCUGGGAGGAGCUGUUCUUCAGACACAAUGACGACGUCAGUGAGGAGCUGAUAGACUUGGCAAUGGAAAGGGGCUGGAAGGAGGUGUUCUUUGCAAACAAACUUCACCUUAGGGUUCUACUGAAUAGACGGCAACGAGAGAAAUUGCAUGAAAAUGGAGAUGAGAAUUCGAGUAAAGCCAGAUCAUCCGCUGUUUUCACUCGAAGAGCGCACAAGUUUUCGCCUCGACGCAGCAGCACGCCUCGGGUAAACAGGGAAACAAGAGUCAAUGAGGUGGUACGAGAGCCCCUGGGACCGAAUGAGUCAGCUAUAAACGAGAAUUCAUCUCUGAGUUUCAUCGACGAGCAGAACGACGCAAUGGGAAACUGACGACAGAAUUGUGUGCCCCGAAAGGGUGACUGGGUAAAUUGAGUCAGCAAUAUUUUGUUCAAUCCUCCCCCCCCCCCUUUACAAUCCGUCAAUCCGCUUAAUGUAAUAGAGCAAACUACUCAAAAGCAACAGUGUUAGUGGC
This is a messenger RNA of Symsagittifera roscoffensis, 1160 nucleotides long. RefSeq names its product F-box only protein 36-like. The transcript is spliced from 6 exons. Gene Ontology annotation, molecular function: protein binding. The record is from RefSeq and is a predicted model, not a curated record. NCBI's taxonomy places the organism in Eukaryota, Metazoa, Xenacoelomorpha, Acoela, Convolutidae. The coding region runs from base 197 to 1018 and encodes 273 amino acids.